AUGAGGCUUUUCAUUCAAUGGCUCUCAUUGUCAAUAGGAGGAGUAUUGUGCGGAAGUCAAGUCUUAGCUCGCUCUUUUACGUCGGACAAUCAGUUCUCGAAUCUGUCCGCUUCACCUCAAAACGGCACUGACGGGCAAGAGCUGGCUACUCGCUGCGCUAAUCUACGGCAACUGGUCCCGGCUGCCAUCAAGAAACACAAAAUUGAAGUCUAUGUUUCAGACUUACACAGUGAAACCAUUUCAAAUGAUUUCUUUAACUUUUCCGCAUCAUCUCCGAACACAGUGCCAUUCAGGGAGGUGAUCCCCAACUUACCAAAGUUCUGUAGAUUUGGAGGCUAUUUCAACACUUCGAGCACCAGUCGUGUUCAAUUCGAGGUUUGGUUACCUUUGGAAGACUGGAGUGGUAGAUUUGCAUUUGUCGGGAAUGGAGGAAAUUCUGGGAGGGUGAAUUAUCCAGACAUGGCAGUCCCGCUGACAAAAUACAAGUUCGCAGUCGCAUCGACGAACACUGGACAUGAUGGCAUGGAGUUCGAUGGUACCUUCGCCAUUUCGAAUGGAGAAACACGUCACGAUUUUGGGUAUCGUGCGGUCCACCUUAGUACCAUAUUUUCCAAAUCAGCUGUGAAGCACUUUUACGGCAAACCAGCGAACAAGAACUACUGGCUGGGUUGUUCUUCAGGAGGCAAGCAAGGUCUGAAAGAAGUGCAAGCCUAUCCCAAAGACUUUGAUGGUGUACUUGCAGGUGCAGCAGCGCAAUGGUGGACUCAUCUCGUCAAUUCAUGCAGGAAUGGAUGGAUGGUGGAAUCUAACCUGCGCAAUUCACCAAUGAAGGAAGGGUUCAUGAAUAUAAGCGAUUGGGCGCUCGUCCAUGAACAUACCUUGACCCAAUGUGAUAUGUUGGAUGGGGUCAAGGAUGGGGUCAUUGAUAAUCCGCUAGUCUGCAAGCCAACGUUCGAAUCACUUCAGUGCUCCCAAGUCAAUUCACAUAAAUCGAGUAGCAGUGAAACGAUACCACCAAAAUGCUUGACUUCGAAACAAAUAUCCGUAGUACGAUCUGCUUUUGAAGAUUGGGUGGAUGGAGAUGGAACCUUCCUCUUUCCGAGUUAUACGCAUGGCUCUGAGUUCUUCGCAAGAGCCGGUAUGUUCAUGCCUGCGGUACCAUUCCCAGUGGCAACGGAUUUUUUCAAAUAUCAAGUCAUGAAUCUUACCAGUGUUACCAGGGACAACAACUUCACCUCAAAAGGCAUCAUUGAGAUGCUUUCCGUCGCAGAUCAAACAGACCCUGGGAAGUGCAAUGCAAUCGAUGGUAACAUCUUACCUUUCAUCCAACGUGGGGGGAAAUUGAUGACUUAUACUGGAAUGUCUGAUCCCCUGAUCCCCAGCCGUUCUUCUAUAUGGUACCACGGUCAAGUCAAAAAGGCGUUGGGACGAGAUCCAAGAGAGUCUUACAGACUAUUCCCAGUUCCUGGUAUGGGUCACUGUGGGGGAGGACCGGGUGCUUCAAGCAUAGGCGCAGCUGGACAAGGAGUGUUUCCUCCAACUGACAUGAUGCAAUCUUCCAAGUUUGACAGCAAGCACGACAUGGUCUUGGCGCUAAUCGAAUGGACCGAAAAUGGGAAGGCUCCGGAUCACAUGAUCGCAGCAAAGUUCAAAAAUGAUCAGAGGGCUGAAGGGCUUCAGUUUCAAAGGAAGUUAUGCCCAUGGCCAUUGGUUUCAAAAUAUGAUGGGCGCGGUAAUCCAAAUUCUCAUCAUAGCUUCAAGUGUCAAGAACAGUAA
Messenger RNA from Melampsora larici-populina 98AG31, 1776 nucleotides. RefSeq lists its product as uncharacterized. The record is from RefSeq and is a predicted model, not a curated record. The transcript has 13 exons. Lineage: Eukaryota; Fungi; Basidiomycota; Pucciniomycetes; Pucciniales; Melampsoraceae. The coding region runs from base 1 to 1776 and encodes 591 amino acids.